Molecule: messenger RNA, 2227 nt
Organism: Artibeus jamaicensis (Jamaican fruit-eating bat)
Lineage: Eukaryota; Metazoa; Chordata; Mammalia; Chiroptera; Phyllostomidae
Gene: SLC7A9
Product: solute carrier family 7 member 9
Exons: 14
Coding region: 103-1566 (487 amino acids)
Biological process (GO): amino acid transmembrane transport
Cellular component (GO): membrane
Molecular function (GO): L-amino acid transmembrane transporter activity
Source: RefSeq, a predicted model, not a curated record
ACGAGACAUGGCCAUUCCCAGGGCACGACCGAGCAGACACAGGUGCUCCUCCGGGCUCCGCACAGCAACGAGGAAGCCUCCUAGAACGGGCAGGAGGGGGAAAUGGAGGAGACGAGCCUGAGGAAAAGGAGAGAGGACCAGAAGUCCAUCCAGAGUAACGAACCCAAGACCACAAGGCUCCAAAAGGAGGUGGGCCUGCUCAGCGGCAUCUGCAUCAUCGUGGGCACCAUCAUCGGCUCUGGGAUCUUCAUCUCCCCCAAGGCUGUGCUCAGCAACACGGGAGCCGUGGGGCCCUGUCUGAUCAUAUGGGCGGCGUGUGGGAUCCUUGCAACACUGGGUGCUCUGUGCUAUGCGGAGCUCGGUACGAUGAUCACCAAGUCAGGGGGCGAAUACCCGUACCUGAUGGAGGCUUUUGGCCCCAUCCCUGCCUAUCUCUUUUCCUGGACCAGCCUGUUCAUCAUAAAGCCCUCGUCCUUUGCCAUCAUCUGCCUCAGCUUUUCGGAGUACGCUACUGCUCCCUUCUACUCGGGGUGCGAGCCUCCUGCAAUUGUCAUUAAAUGCCUGGCUGCCACUGCCAUCUUACUCAUCACCACGGUGAAUGCGCUGAGCGUGCGGCUAGGCAGCUACGUCCAGAACGUGUUCACCGCGGCCAAGCUCGUGAUCGUGGCCAUCAUCAUCAUCAGCGGACUUGUCCUCCUGGCCCAAGGAAAUACAAAAAAUUUUGAAAAUUCUUUUGAGGGCACAGAACUGUCCGUGGGAGCCAUCAGUCUGGCCUUUUACAACGGACUCUGGGCUUAUGAUGGAUGGAAUCAACUCAAUUACAUCACAGAAGAACUUAGAAACCCUUUCAGGAACCUGCCCCUGGCGAUCAUCAUCGGCAUCCCACUGGUGACAGUGUGCUACAUCCUCAUGAACGUGUCCUACUUCACGGUGAUGACCAUGACGGAGCUCCUGCAGUCGCAGGCGGUGGCUGUGACAUUUGGCGACCGUGUCCUCUAUCCAGCCUCUUGGGUCGUUCCUCUCUUUGUGGCAUUUUCAACCAUCGGUGCUGCUAAUGGGACCUGCUUCACGGCGGGCAGGCUCGUUUACGUUGCAGGCCGGGAAGGCCACAUGCUUAAAGUGCUCUCCUACAUCAGCGUCAAGCGCCUGACUCCAGCCCCUGCCAUCAUCUUUUAUGGUAUCAUCGCCACUAUUUAUAUUAUCCCUGGUGAUAUAAACUCGUUGGUCAACUACUUCAGUUUCGCUGCGUGGUUAUUUUAUGGCUUGACUUCCCUGGCACUGAUCCUGAUGAGGUUCACGAGGAAAGACCUGGAAAGGCCGAUCAAGGUGCCCAUCUUCAUCCCCAUCUUGGUGACUCUCGUGUCCGUGGUCUUGAUCUUGGCCCCAAUCAUCAGUGAACCCGCGUGGGAGUACCUCUACUGUGCGAUAUUUAUGCUGAGCGGCAUUAUAUUUUACUUCCUUUUUGUCCACUACAAGUUUGGAUGGGCUCAGAAAAUCUCAAAGCCCAUCACCAUGCACCUUCAGAUGCUGAUGGAAGUCGUCCCACCCGAGGAAGCCCCAGAGUAACUUGGUCUCCUUAGCCAAGGCCCAGCUGUGAUGAAGUUAUUUUUAUGAGGAAACUGAGCCACAGUGUGAUCGAAACCUGCUCAUGGGACAGCCUGGUGACAAGAGUUUACCUCCCUUUCAAGCAGUGACUUACGCCUGGGACACCCAUAAUCUGACCAUCUGUGCUUUCUGGCUAUGAAAAGAAUAAAGACGCUGGGGGCAAGAUACAGCCGUCCUGUCCCAGCAGCGGGCUUUUCCGCUGCCAGACAUGGCUGCCAGGAGCACGCACACUGAGGGUGUGCACAGCAUGCACGCUUCCCGGCAACUCUCCUUUCUCCCUUUCCAAUUAACGUGAACAGGCAGGCUCUGGGCGUUCCCGCAUGUAAAGAGUGCCGGCACGACACUUCCCCCGAUUACCUUGUGAGGCCGGGUGCCACAGCCCCUGAGUGGGGUCAUGAAUGUCUUGAGGGCUCAUCACCUCCAGGUGUCCUGAGGGUUACCUGCAGGCACCCACAGGUCCUUUACAGUGUCCGUUAAAGGGAAACCUUUGUCCCACAUACCCAGGACUCUGCAGGUACUGAGGGUUCUUCAGAAGCAGGAGCUUACCUCAGAAAGCCUUGGGUCUGCUGAGGCCACCCCCUUUUUAACCUUGGACUAUCUUUAUAUGAAGUAAACAUACCCA